Anastrepha obliqua is the source of this 1401-nucleotide messenger RNA. RefSeq names its product myb-like protein D. The transcript is spliced from 3 exons. Bases 1 to 1401 code for a protein of 466 amino acids. The record is from RefSeq and is a predicted model, not a curated record. Lineage: Eukaryota; Metazoa; Arthropoda; Insecta; Diptera; Tephritidae.
AUGAGAGCCUCGGACGAGCGUCGUAACGGUCGGGAACGACGCGGGAAUCAAGAGCCCGAUCAUGAUGACAAUAGCCAACAACCUGCUCCAAAUGUUUUGCCUGAACAACAGACAACCACAAAAGCAGGAAAACCAAGGCAGCGCAUAGCAUGGACUACAAAAAUGAAUGAAGAUAUUAUGCACUGCUACUACACUGCAACGAAAUUGGACACACUGAAAACAGGAUACAGAACAGAUUUCCAUAGACUAUUUAUACAAUUAUAUCCACAAUACGAACACAAAAUAACUGCACAAAGAGUAUCAGACCAAAAGCGAGCAAUAAUGACAAAUAAACUUUUAACCGACGUUAACAUUGAAAAUAUUAAAGAAGAAGUAGCCAAUAAAAUAGCUAGCAUACAUAACAACAAUAUAGAGCAGAACAUUACACAAAAUCCUAAUAAUAAUAACCAAAUAAACGAUUUAAUAGACCAAAAUAAUAAUGAAGAACAAAGUCCCAAUAGAAACACAAACAGAGCUGAAAUCACAAAUAACCCGAACAACGAUAUGAUCGCAAAAACUCUAAAUGAAAUAAACACUAAUCUAAUAAAGUGGGAAAGUGUAAACCCAGUUAGUCGCCCUCGAAUUCCAAAAUUAAUAUUUAAAAAAGACACCAUUAAAUAUAUCGAAACUAUAAACAACACUAUACUACCAACAAUGCUCAAUCAUAACUCCACAAUAGAAAACAUUCACACAUAUAUAUACGUAGCUGCAAUAACUACAACAAUACUUAACAACCAACAACCUAUAACACAAAACAACAAAAUAUUUAACUCGGGAAAACAUAAGUGGCAAAUACGAAUUGAAAAUAAAGUAAAUGAAUUCCGGAGGAACUUAGGACGUCUAACACAAUACAAGAACGCCUCGGACGAGCGUCGUCAGGGUCGAGGACGACGCGGGAACACAUUGCUCGACCAAGAUGCCGAAACGAACCCGAACUCCACGGAUAACCGCGAACAACAACAAGCUGGAAGUGUUUUGCAUUCUGAAGAAGCAACCACCAAAGCUGGAAAACCACGACAACGUAUGACUUGGACACGAGAAAUGAAUAUAAAUGUCAUGCGAUGUUAUUACAAAAGCACCAACAUAGAAACAAAUAAAACUGGAUACCGUGAAGAUUUGCAUAGAUUAUUCGUUGAAAUAUACCCUCAAUAUGCAAACAUAACCCAACAGAGAGUAGUAGACCAGAAACGCACUAUUGUAACAAACAAUCGUCUAACAGCUGUAGAACUGCAAAAUAUAAAAGAGGAAAUUGCAAAAGAAUUACAAAGUGGCAGUCAGGAUAACAACAACAACUCAGCAAUAGAAUCACAACUGGAAACCAAUAACCCAAAUAAUACUGCACAACACAAGCGUAAACCGUGA